AUGACCUCUGCCCGCAGCAUGGACCUCCGUCUACAGGCAAACCCUCAGCUCCACUACGGGGUCAACGGGGGCCCGGCCGAAACGCCAGACCAGGUGGCAGCACUGUUUGAAGCAGGACAGGUAGCCAUAGAGGAGGAUGACACGCUGCAGUUUCUGAGCCGGGAGGAGCAGGAGUGCCUCAAAUUCUUCGAGAAGACCAUCGACUCCUUAGAGGAUGGUCUGGAGGAUAACGAUGCAAGGAGGCAAAGGCAGUUAAAGCCCCCUUUGGUUGAUGAACCCCCAGUCCCAAGUCCAAUGGUGUCCACCCUCCUGGCCAGACCCCCCAGCCACAAAGACCACGAUAUAAUCGACCUAGUUCGUUCCGAUCCAGACUUGCUGCAGACCAGAGAGCCAAUCUUCAGUCCUACUAAUCCAGAUUUCCAUAGUAUGGUGCAGGCCCCCGAAAGCCACUUCGAGAUAAAGCCAAGGCGUGAUCCAAUGGACAGCUUGCCAUCAGAGUACAACCCUCCCUUACCCAGCGGCAGCUAUGGGUCGACAGACCACUCGUCCUACCACCCUCCAGGCUCUGUCCCCACCCCGGUUCUGAUUGCCCAGAAGAUUGCAGAGAACCAAGCGGGAGGAAACGCAAACAUAAGCCCGUCCUCGCUCCUCCGACGUUGCAGCUUAGAGUUGGAAAAACCAGCGAGCAACAUCAUUGAUCCCGCUGUCAGACAGGGUCCUCCUACCUCUACAAAGCCUUCCCGCUUUCCUGCUAACAUCAAUCUGGUUCAUGGGAGCAAGGAGCACCAGAGCCAGUCACUACCUAAUGUCAGCAUCAACGAGAGACGGGCACAGAUGCUAGCGAAUCUAACAGGAACCGCACACCCUCUGUUGCCGGAAGAUACCCAGCAUGCAUUAGAGCCGAAGGCUAGAAAUACCCCUUCGCGCAGCAUUUCCUUCAAGGACCCCGAACCGGACAAAUCCCGGUUGGAGGCCCUGUCUAAGCUGGGCCUGAAUAGAAACAGAGCCAUGUCUGGGGGUAUGUCGCUCCUUGUCAACCCUGACAGCGCCUCCCUACAUUCUCCCACAGAUGUAGUAGACGCAAGUGCCAAACCUGUGGAGGCCAGCGUACCCCAAACAAUGGAAUCCAGUCACAAAUUGCCAGAAGCCUAUGUGUCAACAUCACAUCACAGCCAGAUUCACGCUGACAGGAAACCAGAGAUUUUGCGGACAGAUUCUGUAGGGAGCAAUGAACGGUUCCCCUCACCUCCACCAGCGAUAGAAAGCAACUACUAUCCACCUCCUUUGGAAAUCAAGGAGCCUAGUUCCCCGGAGAUAGCCAUAACUUCACCAGAGUUUAACAGAUAUGGUGGGAAGUCUAUCGUGAUCAAACCCUCUGUGUCCUCCAGGAGUGAACCCACUGCGAUCUCGUCAACCAGUCCUGAACCCAAAACCCUCCCGCCUGCACUGGCUCAUCCCUCCGAGUUCAACGACUACGGCGGGAAGACUAAAGUCAUGAAUCCCGUAGCCAUGACCCGGAGCGACCUUCCCGACAUCCUCAGCUCCCACAUCAACAAGAGUCAAAGCUUGCCGGCCAAAGUAGAGCCGACUGAGCUCAACAGUUAUGGAGGGAAGAGUCGAGUCAUCAACCCGUCCACGGGGAUCAACCGCCCUUCGGUCAGCCCAGCAAGGAGUUUCAAAGCUCCUGCCCCGACCCCAGCCCCAAAACCUCCUCGGAACUCCUACCACGGCGCUGUUACCCCGAAAGCAGCGCCAAGAGGGGUGUCGCCCGAAAAGCGGAGAUCCAGCUCUAUGUUUCGACCCCAAAGCAUCACUGUGAAGUUUUCUGGAAAGGGGGCCACGGAUGAAUCGCGGAGGGAUGCAUUGAGGAAACUGGGACUACUGAAAGACUCAUGAGAAUCUCUGGGAAUUUAUUUUUCAGUCUCGAUUUGUUGAGCCUGAAUGUGUACCUGCUGGUGGAGGUGGUAUACUAGACGUUUCUUUAUUUAUGCCUGACUGUGUGGACUGUGUCAGAGAACUACUUUUACAGAGGAAUGGACUUGCACAGCCAGUUUUCUCUUCCUGGACAUUAAAAAAAACGGACAAACAAGUCGGACACAUCGACACUGUUUUGGAGGAAAAAGUAGAUUACCUGCUUUGUGUUGCUUACAAUCCAAGACACUUUAUACCUCUGUGAAGAUGUAUAGAACGGAACUAACACUGUUAAGAGGAGCUUCAUAUUUGGUACUUUGGGAGCCACGUUACAUGUGGUCUCACCUUGAUUGUUUAUAGUGAGACUUUUUAAACUGAACACUACUUUUUGUUAACAUCUCAAGGAAAAGGGUUGAAGUUUUUUUUUUUAUUGUCAACAAAUCUAAUGAGAAGACAUUCACCUUACAAAACUUUUGGACAAUCAUGCACUGUCUGCAGCAUAGAGAGGAGCUGUAGUUUUGAUCAAACGUUACUCAAGUGCAUUUAUUGGGGACUAAUUUGAGCAGACACAUUUAUAAUUCUACAAAGUGUUCCCUUCAUUGGGAUCCUUUUAUGUUGUCAUUGAGUAAAAGUACACUACACGACAAUGGAACUAAGAUGAGCUUUGACUUUGGAUAUCAUUUGGAAAGAGUGCCAAAGUUAGAGAUUUCACCGAUUUUUAGAUGGAUUUUUGGAUUCUGUUUUUACGUCAUAAUUUAGGUUGAAGAAAUGGGCAGCUUUACUUGCACCAAAGAACCACCAGGGCCUUAAAACAUGUAUAUAUUAAUAUAUAUAUAUAUAUACAGUUAAUUUGUUGUUUAUUUUAUUUAUUGCACAUUUGUCUGGUUCUACACCAAAGCACAAUAGAAAUCGUUUUGAAAAUGCCCCGAGGAGGCUCCUUAAAUUAAAUUUAAUUUUGAGAUUUUAUCUUGUGGCCCUUUUUAAAAAAUAUAUAAAUUUGUGCUUAAGAUACUCACAACGUAAUUUAAAAAUAGGAAUUUUACAGGCUCCUUGAAAUGUAUCAAAGGAAAUAUAUGGCUACUGGAUCAACACCGGGGGGGUUUGUGGGGGCCCAAAGCACAGUUUGGCCCCAGGGCCCCCUUAACAGGCUGAUCCAGCCCUGUUGUCAAAGUUUAUUGGAAAUAUAUAUCCGCAAUUAAGAUACCUUUGAUUGCAUUUAUACAAAACUUGGAGAAGAAUUUAGAUAAAAUCCAAUUAAGGGAUCAAUCAUACAGUAUCAGGAGGGCAAAACGGAUCAGAAGAAAACUCAGACAAGAUGUGCAAACCUAUUAUUUUUGUAUCAAGUUUACAAUGUAUUUUUAUGUUUACUGUGUCACUUUUCUUCUAGCAGCUGUCAGAAGGUGAAAUUCAUGUUCAAACACAGGCUGUGAAGUCUUUCUACAUCCCAUCACAUGGGAAUCUUUUAUUGUUUCACCGGUUUGUUUACCGACUUCGGGCAUUUUACUCAGUGGUGUGUUUUUUUUUCUGUAAGCACUUAUGGAGCAAGAACAAAGUGAAAGUACUUUUCUCUCCAGCAGUUAUAUGACUUAUGAAACUACCAAAACUUUAUUGUAAUGAGCAAAAGAUGUUUGUUUUUUUGUGGCAAAUGUUGUACAUACAGUACAGUGAGCAAAAGAGGAUCAAAGACUUCCAAAGUCACCCUCGUUACAUCUAAUAUCUCCAUCGUUUCCAUUAGUGCUGUCCUGGAAUAACUCUGCUGCAGAUGUUACGCUGAAAAGAGCCUGGGGUUUUCUUGAAAAACGAACAUCUGAGCCGAAAGAUAUUUUUACUCCACGAACAAACCUCCCACACCAAACCACAGACUGUGUGGAAUGGGGAUUGUGGGCAGGGACUCUUACUUAUUAUUAUUUUUUAUUCUGCAGACUUCAAACCUGCUCUUUAGGGAUGGGCGAGCACAUGGCAUUGUAGAAAACACAAGCACUAAAAACCACAGAGUCUACAAAAAUACAUCCUGGGGGUACUUUGUGAGUUUUUUUUAUCCCUGUCGAUGACAUCGCUGUUUGUGUGUUGUUUAAAUGUUGUAGAAACAUUAGUGUGUCCGUCUGUAUGUUUGUUAACCACGGUUUAUCCAGACUCCGGCCCUCUGUAGUUCACCUACAGUAACUUUUGAAGUAUGUUUUAUUUCCCGCAGGAAGAGAUCCUUCUCCUGUGUGAAUUUUUUUGUUUACAGACUCCGGUUCUCUGUAGUUCAGCUACAGUCGUUUUGAAGUAUCUAAUGGUGCAUAAGUACAGAGUAUAACAUCGCUCUGUACAACACAGCUUUCUUUAGAGGACAUGUCUCUGCAAAGAGGAUCAA
Messenger RNA from Labrus bergylta (ballan wrasse), 4267 nucleotides. The record is from RefSeq and is a predicted model, not a curated record. Lineage: Eukaryota; Metazoa; Chordata; Actinopteri; Labriformes; Labridae.